Molecule: messenger RNA, 5164 nt
Organism: Lagopus muta (rock ptarmigan)
Lineage: Eukaryota; Metazoa; Chordata; Aves; Galliformes; Phasianidae
Gene: DHRS9
Product: dehydrogenase/reductase 9
Exons: 5
Coding region: 3981-4982 (333 amino acids)
Source: RefSeq, a predicted model, not a curated record
GGGAAAAUAAAUGCACAGUCCGGUUAAUAAUAAUUAUCAUUCACAAAUACCAUCUUCCGUAGGUAUGAAAAACAAGUCCUAGAACCCCAUGGGAUCUGACUGCUCCUAAGUUACAAAGCAUCUUAUUCCCUCUAAUAUAUCCAAUCAGGGACAAGAAUUGACAAAAGUCUAAAAAUGCCCUGGCAAGUUAAUACCUAUUUAUGCCUAUUUUCUCUUGAAGAAAUAGUCUCAAGAGUUCAAUUCCCAAGAUGACAGAGUGUGUUUCAUUAAAUACGUUAUUCAUCACCAAUUAAACAUUUGCCACAAGUCAACAUAUUUCCAUUGCAAACUGUUUGCCAGUAUGCAGAUAUGUAGCUCACUUGGACACUGCCUCAUUGCCAAUGUGCGUUCUCUGAGAGGAGGAGCUGUAGCUCUUGCCUUCCAACAACUUAGAGACGGCAGAUCCUGCAGAAAAGGGGCAGUUGUGCCCCUAGAGAGUAAGAAUGGACACUGGGAUACAUUCUGAAAAACCAUAACUUAGAGAAAUUGAAUUAUAUUACAAGAUACAGUUGUGCUGUAUGGCAGCUCCUUAGUUUCUAAAUGGUUUUGCAUUUUCCAAGGUAGCAAUGCUAGAAAUAAGUGGUCUGAGUUUGGGAUUGAAGGAACACCGAAUUACAACUCCUUUUAGGGGUUAGUAACUUUAUUUGGCUUUAGCAAAUAAUGGUUUCAUUCUGCUCUGUUUGUUACAUAAGUAUAUCCUAUGAAUCCCAGACAUUUCAAAGAAAGAUUCAUACUCGUAAAACUAUUAUUAGAAAGCAUAAUUUGGUGUUAGAAAAGAAAGAAAAAUUGCUGUUCUCAUUUUGUUAGAGUUUGGCAGCUGGUGACAGCUGUAAUGGUUUGAAACCCUUCCUUGAGGAUUUAUAGAAUAAGAAAAGCCUUAGAGGAAGUUUCCUCUGCAGGUUGGUAAUGCCAAGUGUAUUACACACACAAACACACAAAGAACAAGCUGGCUGCUGGGAUGGAUUUUAAAGGGAAAACAAAAGAUCUGCUGAAAUAGAAACUGAUUUAGAGAGCAAAAUAAGCAUGCUUUAAAGGUGAAGAAAUCUUAACCUAUAAACCUGAAGAGGGAAACAAGAGCGUAGCAAUGCUAUUCAAGAGAACAAGGAAAUAUGGUACAGCUUUCAUUUGCCAACAGUUUCUAUGCAGGAAGAAAAUUUGUAAGUACAAUUGGUUAGUUCAAUUUAAAUACAUUAUCUGUACUUAAAUUGAAGUAAAGAAACAUAUGUAAUAGUUCACUGUUACAAUUGCAAAAUAAGAAAAAUAGAACAAAGUAUGAUUUUCAUAGCAAGUAAAAAAUACGUAGGGACAAUUAAACAACAUAUUAACCUUAGGGAAAAAGCAACGGUAAUGUUUGAAUGCUUUAGGAAAAUUUUCAGCUUGAAAGAAGCACAGAAUCUAGGGAAAGCUGCAGAAGGUGGUCAAGAAUUUGAGGCUUUACUGCAGUUAUGUGAACAUGGUAAAAAGUAAGCCUGAGGAAAUCUGAUACUUAAAUCAAAUGAAGAAGCACUCCCAAAGGGCUCCCAAGUAAAGCUGGCUAUUAACUAUACCUACAGUUGCAGUGUUCUGCUGUUGAUCCAGAAAGAUCUAAUACUUAGUAAUAUGUACAAGAGACAGUUAUUGAAACAAACCUUGCUGGAGAUUAUAGAGCAGAACAGAUCAGUCAGCUGGUUGCCAGGAGCAUUUUAAAGCACCAAUGUUUGCUUUUGGAAAGGUGCUCUACAGUUCAAUGAACUGCUCGCUACAUUCAGCAGAAGACUGCAUUUCCAAGGAAAUUGAGAAACCAGAGACAACACUUUAUAAGACAAAAAAAAUGCCGGAUGUAAAAAGAAGAGGUUUGGUCCCAAUAGAAAGUCUUUUGUUAAAGUCCCAGAAGAAGUAAAAGCAGCAACUACAUUAGACAGGUUAAUAGACAAGGAACAACUGUUCCAGCACAACUGGAUAAAUAUUAGCUACCUGGGAAAAUUUCUGCGAAGCUAGAACAGGCAAAAAGUUUUCUGUCCCUGAAGAAGAAUGAUAUACCCCUUCACCUGUUCACUCCCUUUUCACUUCUCUCCCCUCUCAAUAAAUACUAGAGUUCAAAGUACUCCAAGAACUGAAACUGCCUUCAGCCAGCAGCCUCAGUUAAACAUUCAAAACACUGCAGGGAAAGGGAGUGGGAAGUCUGUACAGCUUCAGCACACAAAUAGCUGCUCAUUUCAGCAGGAUGCAGGGCAGCGUGCUGGGGUAGCAAUAGCUGGGGAAGAGAUCAGACUUCCAGAAUACGUUCACGUUUAUUUCUGUCACAAUCAUAGAGCUGUGGUUUCUGCUGCUCUAUUGCAAAUUUUAAAAUCAGCUGCAUAAUCUGCCAUACCAGUCUUGAUUUUAGGAAUACAUUCAAGCUACUAAGAGAAUAAUUUCCCACGCUGUCUUCUUGGAAGCAGUUACAACAGAUUUGAAGUUCCCAGCAAAAGCAUACGCUUGACUCUUGGAAGGAGAUUAGCUAGCACAGGAACAAUAAUUUCUGCAAAGUGCAAAGCAUUUGACAAGGAUGGUUAAAAUCAAAGAAUUAUCUGACUAGUACAGGCAGAUAGAAGGUGGGAACAUAGCACCUUUUGCACAUAAAGACCAAAAAAAUCACAUGUACCAUCUGCUAAUGGAACAGCUGCUUUUAUACUUGAAGAUUUUGACAAACUCUACAAAACAAAAAUCAAUGCAAUCAAGCCCAGAGCCAGACCGAAUACUCCAAAUGUCUUCAGAUGCUACCAUCACACUCACAGUUCUAUAAUAUGUCAUAUUUCAGAUAAAGAUUGAGAGCAAAACUCAAACAGUGAAUUAUAGUAGAUUAGAAAUCCAGACUUGGCAGUAACAAGCAACUACUAGGUAUUUUAAAGUGAAGACAGAUCACUGAUCACUGCUGGUACACUCUACUGCCAUAGAGCAGGGAAAGAGGCUUGAGGAAGUGUGUUAUUAAAAAAAAAAAGUAAGUCUUGAAAAAGUUCAAUUAUUGGCUGCAAUUUCAUGAUAUACGUUGUUAUGUGAUAAAUUCUUCUGCAAGCCACAAUUUUAGUCUACAAAACAUCACUGUAAAGUUCUCACAGAACUAAAGUUGCUGAAGGAGGACUAUAAACAUAAGAUGUCAUGUAAGCUGGGGAGAAAAUAUUUAACAUAACGCAAAUUAGUGUGAUUUCUCUUCUGAUAUUUUUGUUAAUGAAAAGUACCUCCAAGAAGGCCUUUGAAUGUUAGUCUGAACACAGUUCAAUUUUCUCUCAGUAAUCUCUCAUAAAAUAAAAUCCCUACGGUCUUCAUCACUAUCCCAUCUGACUGCUCUAAAAAGCUGAUGAAGUAAAAGGAAAAAGAGAACCCAAGAUAAAAAGUUACUCAUCAAUCUGUUUUGUUCAGAGCCUGCCCAAACCACCUAUUUUUUUGAUGAAGCAGGUGUAACUGGGAGUGAAUGCCAUAUUUGUAAAUCCCAAUAAGGCCCACGUUAUUACAGGGGCUAUUUUUGCAUGACCUCAAGCAUUUUGUUAUUCCCUGGGAGAAGAUUUUUAAUGAAAGCUCAAAGAAAUCCAGAGUUAGGCACAGCUGGCAGGGAUUUUGAAAAUACAGGCUUAGAUGCUUACUUAGGCAAUCUGGUGAUACUUGAGUUACAGAAUCUUCUUGCAGACCCUUUUUACUCUACGUAGGGUGCAGAUACAGAUGUACAUUGAAUUGUACUGCACUUUAUUUUCCCUAAUGUGCUAUUGCUUGGCUUUGCUAUGCAUUAUGCAUUUAACGUAAAAUUGCAAUGCCUCUCCCUUUGUCUGCUCUUCUCAAGUCUUACAAACAGAAUUCAAAAUAUUUAUGUAGCAAUUUCUCUUCAUUUUUUCUCCUACCUUACUCUUGCUGCAUUUGCAUAUACAAACUGGAAAAAGGCACAUUACCAGAGAAAAAUGGAAGAGGAAAAACUCUGAUGAAGAAAAAGAAUGCAGAUUCUUGACAUGAGAUGUACACAGAGCAAUAUCUCUUCAGUAUUCUGCCUAAAGAGCAUCAGCUCUCUGUGGUGGUACUGGAAGGCAAGAAAUGGGGCAAAAGUUGCAAACCUCACUGGCAAAUAUAUAUUCAUCACUGGAUGUGACACAGGAUUUGGAAAUAUGGCAGCAAAGACUUUUGAUAAAAAGGGAUUCCGUGUUCUAGCCAGCUGCCUGACUGAAACUGGAGCCAAGGAGCUACAAGCUGCAACUUCCAAUCAGCUUCAGACAGUGCUGCUGGAUGUGAGAGAUUCAAACAGCAUUAAGAAAGCAGCAGCGUGGAUCAAAGCUGAAGUCCAGUCAGAAGGUCUCUGGGGACUUGUUAAUAAUGCUGGAAUUAUGGGGCCAACUGCUCCUACAGACUGGUUGGAUAUUGAGCAUUUUAGAGAGCCAAUUGAAGUUAAUUUAAUUGGACUCAUAAAUGUGACAUUAAAUAUGCUUCCCUUGAUAAAACAAGCAAAGGGAAGGAUAGUAAAUGUAUCCAGUACUGGAGGUCGGCUAGCAUUCUGUGGUGGAGGCUACUGCCCUUCAAAGUUUGGGGUAGAAGGAUUUAAUGACAGCUUAAGAAGAGAUAUGAAAGCUUUUGGAAUUAAAGUUUCCUGCAUUCAACCUGGGCUGUUCAAAACACCGCUAACGGAUCUGGCAAAGAUUCGGAAAGAGAAGGAGGUUAUUUGGGAUCGGCUUUCCCCCGACACUAAAAAGCAAUAUGGAGAGGACUAUUUUCAGAAAGAUGCAGCAAAGAAAGAAAAGCUCUCAGAUGCCUGUCUUAACACUGACAUCUCACUGGUCGUUGAGUGCAUGGAGCAUGCUCUAACAAGCCUCUAUCCAUGUGCCCAUUAUGUAGUUGGCCAGGAUGCCAAGUGGUUUUGGACUCCUCUUUCAAGAAUGCCUGCAGAUGUACAAGACUUCUUACUUCUGAGAAACAGAGAAAAGCCUGCAGUUUCCCAUAGAAAUUAAAUCUUUGUCCAUAUAUUCCCUGUUGCAUACAGGGCUGAUUCCACACGACCUGUCUUUUAUAUUAACAUGGUACAAACCGUACCUGAAAUGCACCCUCACGUCCUAUAAAUGUAAGAAAUACAGCUACUUCUCCAAAAUUUGUUACUAUUAAAAACAAAACAAAUAAAUAAAAAACACCCUUA